Molecule: messenger RNA, 1546 nt
Organism: Bemisia tabaci
Lineage: Eukaryota; Metazoa; Arthropoda; Insecta; Hemiptera; Aleyrodidae
Source: RefSeq, a predicted model, not a curated record
UGAAGACAUCAAUCUCACUCGAUAGACAACAGGAUCGAUGAGAAUGAUAGUCUGAACGUUUUGCUGUAGGAUCUUUAGUUCUGCAGUCCAGUUUCCGCCAUGAUUGCUGUCAAAAUUUUGAUGGUGGCAGGCCUUCUUGUCAUAAGUCCAGAUUUGUGCCAGCCCAUGAAACCUCAUACUUCAGUUGAAACCGGAACGAGAUAUCCAAGUCCACCUCCAAGUCCAGACCAACACACCCAUAGACGCUCGUCAUCUCCUCAAAAUCAACUUCCUUCAUCAUCUCUAACAGGAGAGGGAACGAAUCAUAUAACAUCGAAAGGAUCACACGUGGUGCAUACGGAUAAUCACAACCUGCAUAAAGUGUCAUCUGUGAGGACACGCAGGGUAGACAGUGAUUACUGGACGAAAUCUCACCCGUCCAAGCCAGAAACGCAACGAAUGCAAAGCUAUGGGGAAAGUGAGCCUUUACUGGGAGAGGGAUCGUCAUCAUCUUAUACGCAUACGACAGGGAGCAUAGAAACACCCUCGCACCACAGAAAAGUCUCACUCCAAAGGAGUCACGCAAUGACGGAACAUGAAAUAAGUCACGCAAUGCCGAAACCUGAAAUAAAGUCUGGUCUCAAAUCACCAAGAAAGGGAAGUGUCUCUCCGGAAAAAAGACCUUUAUUGUCAACUGGGAAGACAGCAAUUACAACAGGAGGAAAACCUCCGAUACACUCGUCGACCUCAACAACAACAGGAAUCAGAGCGGAACAAAAACAAAAAAUAAGCAAAGCAGAAGGCUACGAACGACUGGACAAAGGGAAGAGUCCAACAUUUACUCCACGGGACCCGAUUGUCUUCGGAGUUUUUACAGGAAAAGAUGGCCAUCGUAUCACGCGCGAAGAGUGCGGAGCAAAAUGCAAGGCCCACUUUGGCGAGAUGUAUUUGCCGGAUCAUAACCGUGUUCCAUUCGCUCUUCCUUUCACUAUAACGGACGAGAAAACGAAUGCAGUACGUUGUAACUGUACAAUGAAUGCCGAGCAAAUACGGGAUUUGCUUCGGCAAACAGAACUAGGUAGAAAUUAUUAUAACUUCCAGAAUUUAGCGAGGCAGUCAUUCUGUCACGCCAGGGUCUGGCUGUAUACGAGAGACUUCCAAAGGUUAACUGUGGAUAUCCCGUAUGAGCUGGAAUCGAAGAAGCUGAAAUCUCCAAAGGAAAGAGCCAAAUUUUCUAGAUUAGAAUCAAUAUCAGGUCAAGCUCACGUGUCUCCAGAUUAUUUUCAACGGAAAUUGCAAGAAGACGAGGAACGAGCUCGGUUAGAGAGGUUGGAAAAAAAAAAAAAGAAAAAAGCGGAGGCAUCUUCGAAGGAUCGAUCUAAGAAAGGUAAAGAAGUUGCUGAGAUCUCGCUGGAAGAAGAGGAGCAAUGGGAAGCUCUGGUAGAAAGAAAUAAAAACAAAAAAAAGGAAGGAGCUUCGGAGGAUCCUGCUGAAAAAGGUAAAGAUGUUGCUCAGGUCAACCCAGAGGAAGAAAAAAUUAUCGUCGGAGCAUUUCCGAGGUCUAAGG